AGGCUGGGGAGGAACAGGUGUGGGUGGCGCCCUGGGAGUCCUCGCGUGGGCGGCAGCAUCCCUCGCGCGCCGUGCGCGUGCAACCUCGGAUGGAGACCCUCCCCUCCCCCCACCAGCCCCCUUUCUCGGCGGCUGCGCCCGCGCCAACGCGGAACCAGUUUUCUCGUGGGAAAAUCUGACCUGGAGGUUGUUCCACAAGAACACGCCGCGGGCAAGUCUGAGCGUGGGGUCGUGCCUUGGGGGUGCCGGCUGCACAGCUAGAAGCCCCGAAGCGCUGAGCAGAGACUAGGAGCCUACCUGAUUGAGUUCCGGGAUCCAGCGGUGGUGUUUCUGUACAGUCAUGACUCAGGAGAGGACGUUGGUGACAAAGGGCACAAAAAUCCUGUUAGGGGCUGGAGAGAUGGUUCAGCGAUUAAAAGCCCAUGCUGCUUUGGCAGAAGACAAGUCCAGUUCCAAGUACCCAUGCUCCAGAACUCUGUGGCUCCUCAAGCUAUUGCUCAUGAUCCUGGGACUUGCCGUUGUUCUGUUUAUGUUCCGAAGUGUGCCCCUGCAAGCAGUGUUCAGCACAUUCGAGCCACAGAUCCCGAAGGCUGUGCCGGGUGGCCAGGUGCUGAAGCUUCUACCUGAGAAGCACCUGAGGAACCUCUUUACCUACGAUGGCAUCUGGCUCUUCCCCAAAAAUCAGUGUGACUGUGAUUCCGGCCAGCUGAAAAGAAAAUACAAUUUUCAGGGUGCCUAUAACCAGAACGACCUCCCAGCUGUGAAUGCCAGGAGACAGGCGGAAUUUGAACACUUUCAGAGGAGAAAAGGGCUGCCCCGCCCACCGCCUCUGCUGGCGCCACCCAAUCUCCCCUUUGGGUACCCAGUGCAUGGAGUGGAGGUGAUGCCCCUGCACACAGUUCUCAUCCCAGGCCUCCAGUAUGAAGGGCCAGAAGCCCCGGUCUAUGAGGUCACCCUGAGAGCUUCUCUGGGGACACUAAACACCCUUGCUGACGUCCCAAACAGUGUGGUGCAGGGUAGAGGCCAGAAGCAGCUGACCAUUUCCACCGGUGACCGGACACUCCUGAAAUUCAUCCUUCAGCAUGUGACGUACACCAGCACGGUGUACCAGCUCCGCAAGGUGGACAUGGUGAGUUUCGAGUCCAAGUCCUCAGUGGCCAGGUUUCCAGUGACCAUCAACCAACCGAUUGUACCCAAGUUGUAUGACCCUGGACCAGAGAGGAAGCUCAGGAACCUGGUGACCAUUGCCACCAAGACUUUCCUCCGUCCCCACAAGCUUAAGACCCUGCUGCAGAGUAUCCGAAAAUAUUACCCAGACUUAACUGUGAUUGUGGCUGAUGACAGCAAGGAGCCCCUGAAGAUUCAGGAUGACUACGUGGAGUAUUACUCCAUGCCAUUCGGGAAGGGCUGGUUUGCUGGUAGGAACCUGGCCAUCUCACAGGUGACCACUAAAUAUGUCCUCUGGGUGGAUGACGACUUUCUCUUCGACAGCAAGACCAAGAUUGAGGUACUGGUGGAUGUCCUGGAGAAAACUGAACUGGAUGUGGUGGGCGGCAGUGUGCAGGGAAACGCGUUCCAGUUCAGGCUGUUGUUGGAGCAGAGUGAGAAUGGGGACUGUCUUCACCAGAGGCAGGGGGAUUUCCAUGCCCUUGAUGGCUUCCCCAAAUGCGUGGUGACCAGCGGCGUUGUAAACUUCUUCUUGGCUCACACGGAACAACUCCGAAGAGUUGGUUUUGAUCCCCGUCUGCAACGAGUGGCUCACUCAGAGUUCUUCAUUGAUGGGCUGGGGAGCCUGUUGGUGGGCUCGUGCCCAGAGGUGACUGUACAGCAUCAGUCACGGUCACGGGACAAGGAUCCAGAGAUGGCGGCCAUGGAAGAGUCUUACAGCAAAUACCGGGCCAACACCAACGCACAGGUCCAAUUCAAGCUCGCUCUCCACUACUUCAAGAACCAUCUUCAGUGUUCCACUUAAAGACGCAAGGAACCGGAUAUUUAAUAAACAAAACAGAUUGGCUGUGGGCAACAAAAAUUGUAGGACUGGCCCGUAAGGACAUCAAAGAGAGCUGGAGUGAGGAGAUAUGGAUAGCUCAGUCAUUCAGUUCAGAGGCAUUAGAAAUGGGUUGUCCCUGGUCAGGGCAGGGGAGAUGACCUAACGGUUAAUGAGCACGGGAUGCCCUCCCAUGCAUGAAGUGCCUGCACAGAGAACCACCCACUUCACUCAUCUGAGCCUCGUGAUGAGGGAGAUGUUGAUUGGUACCCCCCAUCAAGGGAUGCUAGAGGCAUCAGGAUGGCUCAGUGGGUGGAGUACUUGCUGCCGAGACCGACAACCUGAGUUUGAUUCCUUGAGACCCACAUGGCGGAAGGGGAGAAAUGACUCUGACAUAAUUGUCCACUGACCUCCAUGGUCAUGUGACCCACCCCCUUCCCACAUACCAUAAAUAAAUGUAAAAAUAAAAGUGGAUAACAGCAUA
Alexandromys fortis (reed vole) is the source of this 2471-nucleotide messenger RNA. It is a transcript of the gene B4galnt2, whose product is annotated as beta-1,4-N-acetyl-galactosaminyltransferase 2 (SID blood group). Gene Ontology annotation, cellular component: Golgi membrane. The record is from RefSeq and is a predicted model, not a curated record. Bases 341 to 1972 code for a protein of 543 amino acids. Gene Ontology annotation, biological process: UDP-N-acetylgalactosamine metabolic process; UDP-N-acetylglucosamine metabolic process. Gene Ontology annotation, molecular function: acetylgalactosaminyltransferase activity. NCBI's taxonomy places the organism in Eukaryota, Metazoa, Chordata, Mammalia, Rodentia, Cricetidae. The transcript has 12 exons.